GCGAGAGACGUCCGCAAGAUACAAUUAAUUGAUAUUGAUAUCCCGUUCUCUCCCUCCCCCCGCCCUUCCUUUUUACCAGCCUCGUUUUCUUUGCUUCUCUCUCCAUUCCUUGAGACGACGAGAGGCACACGAUGUUGCGGCAAACGCUGGCACGCUCGGCUCUGCGGACGGGCAGGCAGAGUUGCAAUGCUUCCAGGACGUUCGCGACCACCGGCAGGAGGCCAGCGGAGGUCCAGCUCACAGUCGAUGGCAAGCAAGUCUCGAUAGAAGCUGGUUCCGCCCUGAUCCAAGCGUGCGAGAAAGCCGGAGUUACGAUACCCAGAUACUGCUAUCAUGAGAAACUCAUGAUUGCUGGAAACUGCCGUAUGUGUUUAGUGGAGGUUGAGAGAGCACCAAAGCCAGUUGCUUCCUGCGCGUGGCCCGUACAGCCCGGCAUGGUCGUCAAGACAAACUCGCCCCUCACACACAAGGCCCGUGAGGGAGUGAUGGAGUUCCUGUUGGCCAACCACCCUCUAGACUGCCCCAUCUGCGACCAAGGAGGAGAGUGUGAUUUACAGGAUCAGUCAAUGCGAUAUGGCGCUGACCGAGGUCGGUUCCACGAGGUUGGAGGCAAGCGUGCCACCGAGGACAAGAACAUCGGACCUCUGAUCAAGACCUCGAUGAACCGAUGUAUCCACUGCACGAGAUGUGUUCGAUUCGCAAACGACAUUGCUGGUGCCCCAGAGCUUGGAUCUACGGGACGAGGAAACGAUAUGCAGAUUGGAACUUACCUUGAGAAGAACCUAGAUUCCGAGAUGUCCGGAAACGUCAUCGACCUGUGCCCCGUCGGAGCCUUGACCUCAAAACCAUACGCCUUCCGCGCACGACCUUGGGAGUUGAAGCACACCGAAUCUGUUGAUGUUCUGGAUGGUCUUGGCUCGAACAUCCGAGUGGACUCGCGUGGUCUUGAAGUCAUGCGCAUCCUCCCCAGACUCAACGACGAUGUCAACGAGGAAUGGAUCAAUGACAAGACCAGAUUCGCUUGCGAUGGUCUGAAAACCCAAAGAUUGACUACCCCCCUUAUCCGAAAAGACAACAAGUUCUUGCCCGCCACCUGGGAGCAAGCUCUGACUGAGAUUGGAGCUGCUUACAGAGACUUCGCACCCAAGGGCAAUGAGUUCAAGGCUAUUGCUGGAGAGCUCAUCGAGGCUGAGUCGAUGGUUGCGAUGAAGGACCUGGCCAACAAGCUUGGUUCUGAGAACUUGGCUCUCGACCAACCCUCAGGAAACAAACCAAUUGCCCACGGAAUCGACGUGCGCUCGAACUACCUGUUCAACUCCAAGAUCUGGGGUGUCGAGGAGGCUGACGCCAUGCUCAUCAUCGGUAGCAACCCUCGACAUGAGGCUGCCGGUCUGAACGCUCGUAUCCGUAAGCAAUGGAUGCGCUCUGAUCUCGAGAUCGGUGUCGUCGGUGAGACCUGGGACUCUACCUUCGAGUUCGAGCACCUCGGUACCGACGCGGCCGCCCUCAAGGAGGCCCUGGCUGGAGAAUUCGGCAAGAAGCUGCAAGCUGCCAAGAGACCCAUGAUCAUCGUCGGUUCGGGUGUCACUGAUCACCCAGAUGCCAAGGCCAUCUACGAAAUUGUCGGUUCUUUCGUUGAGAAGAAUGCUUCAAACUUCUUGACUGAAGAGUGGAACGGUUACAACGUCCUUCAACGUGCUGCAUCAAGAGCUGGUGCUUACGAAGUUGGUUUCACCACCCCGUCCACCGCCGUCGCGGAGACCAAGCCAAAGUUCAUCUGGCUUCUCGGUGCCGAUGAGUUCGACCCUGCAGAUAUCCCCAAAGACGCUUUCGUAGUCUACCAAGGUCACCACGGUGACCGUGGUGCUCAGAUUGCCGACGUCGUCCUCCCAGGUGCCGCAUACACCGAGAAGGCCGGUACCUACGUCAACACCGAGGGCCGCGUCCAGAUGACCCGUGCCGCUACCUCAUUACCAGGCGCUGCACGAACAGACUGGAAGAUCAUCCGUGCCGUUAGUGAGUUCUUGGGCGCCCCAUUACCAUAUGACGAUGUUGCCGCCCUCCGUGACCGCAUGGCCGAGAUCAGCCCCGCGUUAGCAAGCUACGAUGUGGUGGAGCCGGUGGCGUUGAAGCAGUUGAGCAAGGUGCAGUUGGUGGAUCAGAACAAGGGAUCCAAGACUACUGGGGAGCCCUUGAAGAAGGUUAUCGACAACUUUUAUUUCACUGAUGUUAUUUCAAGAAGCUCGCCAACAAUGGCUCGAUGUUCUGCGGCCAAGGAGACGGGCAACCCCGAGACUAACUUCAUGGCUCCCGGAUAUUCUUCCGACCACCCACAUGGCCAGAUUGCCUAUGGGGCAUGAUCUUGUAUUUUGACACUUUUUCCGCUACAUCUGGUGUUGGUUGUAUAUAUGGGUAGCAGUAAAAUACAAAAUCGUUCAAGUAGCUUUUCUGAUCCGAAUACCUUUCUGUCUCUUUUUUGUCCGAGGCAAAAUCUAUACGCAUGAUAUUUACUGUACAUCGGACACUGAAGGAACUUGUAUAAUAUUGUACAUUUGAACACCGAAGGGAGAUCAAAACGACCCG
This is a messenger RNA of Amorphotheca resinae ATCC 22711, 2583 nucleotides long. RefSeq lists its product as hypothetical. Bases 132 to 2360 code for a protein of 742 amino acids. The transcript is spliced from 6 exons. Gene Ontology annotation, cellular component: membrane. NCBI's taxonomy places the organism in Eukaryota, Fungi, Ascomycota, Leotiomycetes, Helotiales, Amorphothecaceae. Gene Ontology annotation, molecular function: iron-sulfur cluster binding; NADH dehydrogenase (ubiquinone) activity. Gene Ontology annotation, biological process: ATP synthesis coupled electron transport. The record is from RefSeq and is a predicted model, not a curated record.